This is a messenger RNA of Topomyia yanbarensis, 4603 nucleotides long. It is a transcript of the gene nrv3, whose product is annotated as sodium/potassium-transporting ATPase subunit beta-2. Gene Ontology annotation, biological process: intracellular sodium ion homeostasis; intracellular potassium ion homeostasis; potassium ion import across plasma membrane. The transcript is spliced from 9 exons. Gene Ontology annotation, molecular function: ATPase activator activity. Gene Ontology annotation, cellular component: sodium:potassium-exchanging ATPase complex. The coding region runs from base 580 to 1518 and encodes 312 amino acids. Lineage: Eukaryota; Metazoa; Arthropoda; Insecta; Diptera; Culicidae. The record is from RefSeq and is a predicted model, not a curated record.
CCUUUCUGCACACGACGAAAAUUUCGAGCUUCGGAGAGCCUCACUUGCAUAGAGAAGUCGGUUCUAUGUGGUCAUAGUGAACGCGUUUGUCCUUUCUUGUGCGUUCUUCAGUGGUACAGUGAUUCUGGUGAAAAUUUUUGUGAUCCAACAAAAUUCAAAUAAACCAGCAGACGGUUUUAACAAAAAUUUCACCCGAAUGAUCCGAGCAAGUGAAAGAAAAAGUGGACCAUUGGACCAGCAGUGCUCGUGAAAAAACAGCUCCCCGCUGAGGAACAGAACACCCAGGAACAGAUUAAAAUCCGGAACGAGGACACUCGCUCUAUCCCACAUACCGACCGUCAGUCAGCCCUACCGCACAGACCACCAGGGGACCCCACCAGAAUUUAACUUUCUUCCAACACGGUUAUCGGAUGCUGGUUUCGGUAAGGAAGUGAUCAGUGGGAAUUGGUCGUGAUAGUGGUCGCAAUACAAACGGAACCAAAGAUUUCACGAGUUCGGUAAUACACAGCACGGGAACGGUUUUCUUCUCGCCUUGCACCUAAAUUCAGGACGGAUUUGCCAGCGUGAAAGGGUACCAUCAUGGCCGAUAAAAAAGUAGCGGAACAAUACUAUGCCCCACCCGAGAAACUGGGCAAAUGGGAAGGAUUCAGCAAAUUUAUCUGGAACGGCGAGACCAGCCAGUGUCUUGGCCGAACUGGGUCCAGUUGGGCGAAAAUUCUAUUAUUCUACUUCAUCUUCUACGCGAUACUGAUCGGAUUUUUCGUAGCUAUGCUGGCAGUGUUUUGGCAGACACUCGAUAUGAAGAUGCCUAAAUAUCAGCUCACCGAGUCGCUAAUAGGGUCGAAUCCAGGUCUGGGCUUCCGACCGAUGCCCAAGGAAGAUAUCGUUGACAGUACGUUAAUUUGGUACAAAGCAUCCGAUAAAGGAAACAUUGAGGCCUGGACAAGACAGAUCGACGAGUUCCUGGAACCAUACCUAACCGAAGAAGACAACCGCGUUGAUUGCUCGUUCGAUAGCAAACCGCCAGCUGGCAAGGUCUGCAAGGUUCCGAUGAACGAAUGGGGUCCUUGUACCAAGGCGAACCGAUUCAACUUCAAGAAGAAGAGUCCUUGCAUAUUCCUGAAACUUAACAAGAUCUUCAACUGGGUCCCGGAUAUGUACAACUCUACCGAAAAUCUACCAGAGAGCAUGCCAGAUGAUCUCAAGGAACACAUCGGUGCUGAGCUUGGCCGAGGUGACAAAAACGCCAACAUUGUCUGGGUUUCGUGCGCCGGUGAAAAUCCCGCCGACAACGAACACAUCGGCCCAAUCAACUACAUCCCACGUCGAGGAUUCCCGGGAUAUUACUUCCCGUUCAAGAACAUCGAAGGCUAUCUGCCACCGAUCGUCGCCGUGCACUUCGAAAGCCCCAAAAAUGGUGUCCUGAUCAACAUCGAAUGCAAAGCCUGGGCUCGCAACAUCCACUUUGAUCGGGCGGACCGAAGAGGGUCCGUCCACUUCGAGCUGAUGAUUGAUUAAGAGUCGCGGCCAUCGUCCCUAAUAGCAGCUGGCAAGAGCAAAGCAGGCCGUAGAAGAUGAGUCAAGGUGCAGGCGAAACAACACAAAACCUGGGCAAGUAGAAGAUCGAACAACAAAAGCAGUAGAAGAAUUACCGAAACUCUCACACAGCAAAAGCAACAAGAUCUGCAACCAAUAGCGCGAGAGAAGAUAAAUUUAAACGAUUUCUAAUUGAUUGAGCAUUGAUUAAGCGUAAUUUAAGAACGUGAACAUGUCAAAGAAGGGAGAUAAAAUCGGAAAAGUGAACUCUACAAAGCAUGAAAAACAAAUUUAGGUGCGAUCAAUAAUUAAUUUAAAUUAUAACAUAAAUACAGCAACGUAGACACUAAACAAGAAUUAAAAAAAACAUUCGCGAAACAUCAUCUCGUUUAGGACGGAAACAAAUAAAUAAAUAAUUAAAACAAGAAACAAUUGACACAUGUACAGCUCUUAAGUGUAUACUCAUACUAGAAUCGCGACACAAAAAUAUCCCAAAAACAUAACAAAUUGCUAGUCAAAGAGGUUAGCGCAGACGAACGCGAAAACAGAAUGAUUCAAUGGGACAGUGUUUGGAAUGAUGGAACAAUUGACUGAGAAGCUGAACAGUAACUAUAUCUACACAAAACACAUACACUUUGACAUACAUACAUACACACAGACAGUGAGACGAAUGUUGACGAAUUCUUCUAAAUAAAUAAGGCUAGCGAUGGCAGGUGUACUCGUUUCGGAAGUAUUUUAGAAGUGAUUUGAAAACGCUGAAUCAGUUUGUUUUCGAAUCUAGAAAUGUGUACAAACAUGAGAAUUAAAACAAAAACAAAAAUCGGUGUAAAGAUCGGCAAGCUCGAAAGUAGGACGAGGAAAUAUUAUUUUUUUGUAUGAGUCAAACAUAAAGAUGUCAAGCUUUUAUAGUGAUUUAGCAGAAUACAAAUCAACAACUUGCUAGCCGAAGAGUAUCGAUAUAUUUGUGAUUGGGGCGAGAUCGGAUACAUUAUGUAUUUAUUUUUGCUUCAGUUUCACAUUUCAAAACGUCAAAAUGUUAUGAUAUGGAGAAUAUAAAGUCACAAAUAUAUCUGCGCGAAAUAUCAACAAAGAAACGGCGAAAACACGAAUCUUAUAGGAGUAACAAUUGAUCCAACAGGUGAAUAGUUGCUAACUAAAAAAAAAACUAGUGCAUACAAGCAGUCAAAAUCAUCUGAAUGAGAAACACGUUUAAGGGCCUCUUUCUAUUCUUACACUCACUGCCCAACAAAAAAAAUAAACAUAAAAAUGCCCAAGUAAAGACAAGUUCAUGACCUUACUGUAAAGAGUAAAAUUGAUUUAACAAACGAGCGGAAGUAAGCAGAUAUGAAGAACAUAUAAGAAACAAAAGAUCUAAUUCGAUGUAAUUUAAACUUAGGAUGCAAAAUCGGAUGCAUAAGAAGUAAACAAGUAAACUUGAUCGUGUAAUUAGGUACUUCGUCAUUAAUACAAAAAAGUCAAUAGAUUCGAGGAAACGAAUGUCACGCGGUAGACGAUGGUCAUUAUCAGGUGGGGAACUAUUUGCCUCUAAGCAAGCGGUCAUUUUGAAAUGAUCCAAGAUGACCAUGGCGUGGAGCGAAUACUGUUGUCCCCCUCCCCUUUACGGAAGUGGGUCGUCAUUAUAUGGUGACCGGAACAGUUGAUUUGAGCAUGUGUAUGAAUCUUAGAGGCAAAGCUAUUUAGUUUGCAAAUAAUAACAAUUGUUAAAAGUAUUAUUAAAAAAAAUAUUGGAAAAAAUUGAUAGGAAAAAUUGACAAAAAAAAUAUUAAAAGUUGAGCCUCGUAUAAAUAACACCUAGCGAAAACAGAAAGUGGGCGGAAUGAGAAAUAAGGAAAAACAUCAAACAAACAAAGCUAUAAUUGAAUGUUAUUGAUAGUGCACCAUGGCAUUUUGAAUGUGUUGAUCUAAUUCUGUUCAGGUGUGACAUGUUCGCUUCCGGCUCGUUUUCAACAAAGAAAAAAAGAUGGCGUUAGGCAUACUUCAUGGCAAUUCGUGUGUAGUCGAUUAAUUCCAAAUUAAGGUAAAACAGAGUUUGUUCAACUAAUGUCGUCUCCUUAUUUCCGUUAUUUAUUCAUUAGUAUUAAAUUAUUUAUUUGUGGUUGACAACAAAGAAAUAUUUUGUUCCUUUAUAGUUUUCCUAAUAUAAAAAUUACAACUUUUGCUUGGGUAACGUGUUCAUAUAUCGAAUACUGCAAAGAAACAAUUUAAUAAAGUUGAUGAAUCUGUUUAUGUAACACAUAGAAUAACUGUAAUGAACGAAUAACUAAACGAUAGUAAAACACACAGCAAAAAUGAGAGAAAACAAUAGAAUGCCACACCGUGGUAUCCUUACUUUUUGAGCUUAGGCUAAAUAGUUUUAUAUGAACUUAGUCAAUAUUUUAAAAAUAAACGAAGUGAACUAUUGAAAAGUGAAACUUUAUUUUAGUGGAUAUUGAGUUGUUUGGAUUAUAUUAAGGAUGCUACUGAAGAUAACAUUUAUUACAAGUGGUAUGUAAAAUUGAUUGUGGCUAAAUUAGUAGACCUAUUUUGUGUUAUUUCUACAUUUACCGCUGAAAUAAAACGUGUUUAAAUAGCUGAAAAUGUGUUACAAAAACUGGAAAGUAUACAUAUAGUGAAGCCAGCUCGAAAAAAAAAAUUAAACAGUGAAACUGAUUGUUACAUUUAAACUACCGUAGAGAUAAAGCAGAUUAAUAUGCUCCCGUAUAGAACAUGCAACAGCUACACUACUUUAAAAAAAAAUCCAGUUAAGGCAAAGGAAUCAGAUAGAGUUUUACUUAGCAGGUCGCAGGGUAGCGUCGCUUACAGGCAAACCACAAUAUGCAAAAAUAAUGGCAUUUAAAGGGGUUCUUAACGCAUAACAUAGUUUCAUUCACCUACAACAACAAGCUAUUAAAAACACCCACCACAUACACACGAUUACAGCUAAACGUAAAAUAUGAAAAAUAUGAAGAAAAACAUACUAAAAAAUAAACAAAAACAAGCAACAAUGUAAAGUUAUUAUAUCUUUUUAAUGAAAAAUUAUUGAAAUAAAAAUCGAAAAAUCUAUAGA